Messenger RNA from Metarhizium brunneum ARSEF 3297, 414 nucleotides. RefSeq lists its product as uncharacterized. The record is from RefSeq and is a predicted model, not a curated record. NCBI's taxonomy places the organism in Eukaryota, Fungi, Ascomycota, Sordariomycetes, Hypocreales, Clavicipitaceae.
AUGGCGGAGCGUCGUCGCAACCCGAUUCGCGAGGGCCAUUACAGGGUCUACCACAUCGACGGCGAGGGACGCUUCCAAUACCAGGACUGGGAUCCAACAGACUGGUCGACAUGCGAGUUGACAAACCGCGUAUCCAAGCAUAUGCUCCUGUUGCACGACUCUGCCGAAUUGAGACAGAAGCGCAGAAUACCACAUCGCUACCAAGGGGUCGAGCGGUUGUUUGCGGCGCUCACCCUUGCUUAUUACCUGGUGGCGACGUAUAGGCUGAUGCUGGCCGUGUCGAGCCCAGGAUUCCACCUGGAGGAGAUUCUCUUCGUUCUACUUGGUUUCGUUCAAAUCGAUCGCGUCUUCUACAACUUUCGUGCUACUCGAAUCACCUCGGAACGGACACAGAGCGCGGCGAGGCGGAGCUAA